GGUCCACGUGGGACCUCCCGUUCGAAGCGCAAUCCUCAAGUCAAACACCUUAACAAUGGAGAAACGACACCGUUUUACGCUUUCAUAACCUGUCUUCGUCGUAAUCUCCGUUCCAUUCAUAAACCCCUUCUUAAUUCUCACAAGUUGAAUCGCGCACGCUUUUUUGAUGUUCUUUAUUAAUAAAGAUUGAAAAAAAUUGAACCCAGUUUUCUUGAUUUUGUAUGGGAAAAUCGCUUGCCGCCGCUUCAAUUACAAUUCACAACUGUUUAGCGACGACCAAGAAUCUAAAACCCUCGAAACCCACGCCGCGAUUUUUGCGAAAGCAACAGCAGAAGGAGAAAUUAAAGAUGGAGGCGAAUUCUGAUGUUCAAAUCAAUGGUGUUAGUAGUAGCAGUAGCGGCGGCGGAGACGGCGGAGGAGGGAAUAGUAAUAAUAACUUGCGGUUGCCGCUAUCGGAAGUUGUGGCGGAUUGCGUAAAGAGAUGGUUUAAAGAUACGCUUAAAGAAGCGAAAAAUGGGGAUAUUAAUAUGCAGGUUUUAGUGGGUCAAAUGUAUUAUAGUGGCUAUGGUAUCCCUAGAGAUGAACAAAAGGGAAGAAUUUGGAUAUCAAAAGCAUCAAGAACUAGGUCUUCAGUUUGGAAACUUAGCGAUAAGCGUCCAGGCUAUAAUGCGAGUGACUCAGACUCAGAUGAAGUAAAGGGCGAUUCUCAAUAAAAGCAGAUUGGAUAUUAUAGCCCUAAUCAAUUUUAAUGGAUGUUGCUGUUUCAUUUCUUCCCCCGGAUUUAUGUGAUUGUAACAACAAUCUGUGUUCUUUCCCCUCACCUUCUUGUUUGGUUUAUACUCCUAGCCGAUUUAGUUUUUGUAAGAUUCUUUGUUGUGUUCAUGCUGUUUACUAUCAUAGAAUAACUUGUAAAUUGCACCUCAGGCAAAAGUCUCUAUUUUAACAUUGGCGUUCUAGUUCAUUAUUUUUUUUGUUCAAAAUGUUCAAUUAACUAAAGAUUGGCAUCUAGUUUCAUUAA
Molecule: messenger RNA, 1018 nt
Organism: Mercurialis annua (annual mercury)
Lineage: Eukaryota; Viridiplantae; Streptophyta; Magnoliopsida; Malpighiales; Euphorbiaceae
Exons: 4
Coding region: 222-713 (163 amino acids)
Molecular function (GO): protein binding
Source: RefSeq, a predicted model, not a curated record